AUGGCGAUCGUGGAGAAUCAGUUCACAUGUGUUCUGUCUCAGAAGCAGCAGUUGGACAGCAACAUACUCUCCCCUUGCUUACGAGUUUCUCAUCUACGGACAUGUUUCCAGAUCUAUCCUCACUCUCCUAAAGACAAACCUGAAAACCUUAAAACGGGUCAAACGAUGGAUGAGUCAGAUGAUGAUUUCAAAGAACUCUGUGCCAGCUUUUUCCAAAGGGUGAAAAAAAAUGCAACCAAAGAAGCGUCAGGAGAAAGGAAGAAGCGGAAGGCCUCCGUCAGCACUCAGAAACGAGGCAAGCCGAAAGAAACCCGUCACACUGCCACCAGGAGCAAAGCCCUUCAAGGCCCUUCAGAGAAGAAACCUCGAACAGACAGCCAGGCCUCUAGGACUAAAAAGCAAGGGGCACCCAAAUCCCAAGCAGGAGACCCAGCUCUCCCUGUGAACGGAAAGGGAGGCGUCCUUGCUCCUAGCCCUCAGCUCGUGUUGUGUGAAAGAGCACGGAGCAUUCAGACAGAGAGUGCUCCCAGUGGCGGCUCCCAGCCCCUCCCAUCCCGUCUCACUACGACUGGUGUGCCAAGCCUCUCCCAACCCAGAGCCUCGGAGCUGGUUCUCCAGCGGAUGAAGCAGUUCAAGAGAGCAGACCCUGAGCGCUUGAGACAUGCUUCAGAAGAGUCUUCCCUAAAGACCACACUGGAAGAAAAUGCCCCAAGCAGCCCUCGAGAGGAGAUGGUGGUAGAAAACGAGUAUAAGCCCAGGCUCCCUGCCGCAGACAGCGAUGCUGCUGUGGCCCUGGCCUUGGAGCAGGAGUUCAGAAGGGAAGAAGCGUCUUCACAUCAUGACAGCUUGGAGGAGAAGGGGCUGUUCUUCUGCCAAAUGUGUCAGAAAAACCUCUCAGCAAUGAAUGUGACCCGGAGGGAGCAGCAUGUGAACAGGUGUCUUGAUGAGGCAGAAAAGGCACUGAGGCCUGCUGCACCUCAGAUCCCUGACUGCCCAAUAUGUGGUAAACCGUUCCUCACCUCCAAGAGCCGAAUCAGUCAUCUGAAGCAGUGCGCAGUGAAGAUGGAAGUGUGUCCCCAGCUCCUGCUCCAGGCUGUGAGGCUACAGACAGCUCAGCCCGAGGUGGGCAGCGGCCCUCUGGUACCCAGCAACCAUGUUGGAGGUUUGAAACGGAAAGGAGCCACCAAGAAGGAGCCACAGAAGAGGUGGAAGGUCAAUAAGCCCGAGGCUCCAUCUGAAGAUCUGCUGGUGGCCAUGGCUCUGUCUCGCUCUGAGAUGGAGCAGUGUCCACCGGUGCCCCUGCUCAGACUGGAAAAUGCUUUUUCUGAGAAGAUAAGGCUAGGAUCAGAGAAGAAAAGUCGCAGGAAGAGACCCCCGGUGUGUCCCCCACAGUUGUUAACCCAGGACUCUGAGACCACAAGUAGACAGAUUGAGGAUCGUGUCGCCCAGCUCCUGUCAGAGGAAGUGGAACUGUCCUGCACCCCACCACUUCCUGCCAGCAAGAUUUUAAAGGAAGAAUUGGAGCAUGCCGGCUGGCGUCUGCAGCUGCCUGCCGGAAAGCAGAAUUUUCUGUGGGAGUGCAGUGCCCUCACAGGAGCCCGGGCUGAGGAGACCUUCUACACAGCAGGCCUGGUUCCUCCACUUGUGCCCCGACGGCCUCCCAAGGAACAUGAGCUAUCACUGCCCAAACAGCGAGAGCCAAGUACACAAAGGCCACCUGCCUCCCACAGCGGCCCUCCUGUGAGCCACAGCCCCGAGAGCCAGUUGCUGUCCUCCAGUCAGAGGGAGCACCAAGCUCUUCAAAAUCUUGUGGACUUGGCCGUGGAGGGGAUGAGUGCCAGCCCAGGGUCCCGCAGUCUGGGAGUACCCGCAGGGUUGGACUUGGGACCCAGCAGCCUUCCACCGACUGGAUUUGUCCUGCCGUCUAAGAAGACCCUUCAGAGGAGUGACCACGCCUCACUCACCUCUCUAGGGUUGCUGAUAUCUGACUUUGGGGCAAUGGUCAACAAUCCACACCUAAGUGAUGUCCAGUUCCAGAUUGACAGCGGAGAGGUUUUUUAUGCCCACAAGUUUGUUCUCUAUGCCCGAUGUCCACUUCUUAUUCAGCAUGUAAACUCUGAAGGCUUCUCUGCUGUGGAGGAUGGGGAUCUGACCCAGCGCAUCCUGCUGAACGAUGUGAGCUCUGAGGCCACCCAGGCCUUUCUGAACUAUCUCUACAUGGCAGACACUGACAUGCCUCCCAGCCUAGCUCCUGACCUGCGUUCCCUAGCCCUAAGGUUUGGUAUGAGUGACCUUGCUCACCUGUGUGAACAAGUGCCCGUCAUGACAGACUUGGAGGGAGAGGAAGAGGAGGAAAAGGAAAAUGAGAACUGUGAAAGCAGAGCAGAGAAUUUCCAAGAACUCCUGAGGUCAGUGUGGGUAGAUGAGGAGGAGGAAGCAGAGACUUUGUGGAAACCUGAAGUCUGUGAAGAAGACAGAGAAAACGUGAAUGAAGCAGAAAUGGAGGAAAUUUAUGAGUUCGCAGCCACUCAGAGGAAGCUGCUCCAGGGGGGGAGCAUGGCAGACACAGAUGAGGACACUAACCAGCUCACGGAGGACAGUCCUGUUUCUGAGCCUUCCCUAGCAGGUGCCCAGAGUGACAGGCGGACAGAACAAAUGGAGUCACCUGGGCCCAUCUUCUGGGAAAAUGAGAGAGAUUCCGUUCCGCCCCAGGGCCAGCACUCAGACUGGCUAGGGAAAGCAGGGACCCAGGAGGCACUAAGGGAGGCAGCUGGCCAGCCCGGCUCCUGUAGCCCUUCUGAGAGCCAGCGGGUGAGGAGGAAAGAGUGCUCACCUUUGCACCCAGCCAAGGCCCAUGACUACAAACAGCUCUUUGCAUCAACUCAGAGAGAACCAUCUGAACUCUCAAAAGUAACAGCUGACUAUGAAGAGCAGAGUGACACGGUUGGUGACGGGGAGGCAGAGGUGGCCCCUUCCCCCGCUGAGGAGCAGGCACCCUGCUUCCUCCUGUCACAGCCUCCUGGAGGUGGAGGUCCCAGCCAGUCACGGCGUCCCCUGUAUCACACAAGCGAUUUGUCCCCGUCAGUGUCCCAGUCCCACAGUAGCAUUUCCAAGGUGGCAUCCCCAAGCUCACUGUCUCCAGUUACACCAGCUAAGCAGAGCAGGGACAGUAGCAUUCUUACCUUCCUGAAGGAACCAAGCCACCAGAGAGGUAAACGAGGUAGUUCCAUGUCUGGACGCAGAAAUCACAGCAUCCUGAUUUCCCCGGCAAAGUCUCCACCCAUUGACCUGACCCAGUCGGUACCUGAUCCCUUGAGUCCCAGGACCCAGGAUCCUCUGCAUCAUGUAAAGAAAGAGGACGAGAUUAUCCUUUUACUAGAUUCAGACGAGGAGCUGGAACUAGAGCACACCAAGACAAAGUUAGUUCCUCAAGAGUCCCCAGAAGGAAGGAAAGCUCUAGAAGUUAGCCCCAAGUCCUCUGAGCUGUUUUCAGUCAUUGAUGUUGAUGAAGAGCAAGAACAUUUCCAGAGCCCCCCAAAGAGAGAAGCCAGGCUGCAGAAGGAAGAGGAGGGGCAGCCGGGAAACCAGUCCUCUCUGGGAAGCAGAGAGGCCCCCUGGCUGUUCUGCAGCCGGAAGAACAGUCUAGAUGAGGAGAGCACUACAGACACCUCCUGGCUGGUGCCUGCCACUCCGGGGGCCUGCAAGAGCCGUGAUUGCUCCUCACAGACCCAAAUCCUAAGCCUUCAGACCAGGAGCCCAUCAGAUGAGACUGUGGAGCACACGCCCAGGCCUUCCCCCAUAGAACGCAGGGCUGUGCCGGAAGCAGCCCAGAAGUUCUCAGUGAUCAUGCCGCAUAAACUGCCUGCGCCUCAAAGAACUUCUGAGAGCGGAAGACAGGCCUACGGAAGCCCUUCCCGUGUGCACCCCAGGUGCCUCAAGCGCUCCUCUUUACAGCCAUCAUGCCCUGCCCCCGAUUUUACCGGGUGGCCCCAGAAACACUCAUCACCCAGGCCAUGCCUGCCCAACCAGGCUGCAGCUGAUGAAGUGGUCGAAGUUGGGGACAGUGAUGACGAGCAGGAGGUGGCUUCUCAUCAGGGAAGCAGCAGCCCUGUGCUAGAUGGUGACCCCCCGCUUCCCAUGGGUGACCACUGUUGGCAGGAGGAGCCCCUCUCCCCAAUUCCAAUUGACCACUUGAAUCUGGAGCAGACUGGGCCCCUGACCACAAGCAGUCCCAGCCAUCAGUCCCAGAAGGCUCUGCGUGGCGGUGACUGCCACUCCACAGAGCUCCUGGGCACCACCCCCAUCCGAGGAAGCUGUGGUGCCCUGAGAGAGUCCCAAGAGGCUUCCCAGGAUGCCUCUCCUGGGAGUAGCAAACUGAGUUUCAUGAGCCCAGCUCUGUGGGAUGACUGGGAUGAAGAAGAGCCACACUCUCCAGAGGCCCCGCCUGUGGCCCAAAUGCUGAGGGCCAGAGCUCAGAAGCCAGACAGCCCAGAGACGCCAAAAGGUGCUAACAAGAAAAAGAACUUGCCCCCCAAAGUGCCUAUAACUCCAAUGCCAAGGUAUUCGAUCAUGGAGACCCCAGUGCUGAAGAAAGAGCUGGACAGGUUUGGAGUCCGUGCUCUGCCCAAACGCCAGAUGGUUCUCAAACUGAAGGAGAUUUUCCAGUACACUCACCAGACUCUGGAGUCAGACUCAGAGCCUGAAAUCCAGUCCUCCCAGGUGCUUCCAGAGGAACCUUGCAGCCAGGACCCCACCACUGAGACCUACAAGCCUUCAAGGUCAGGGGGCUACACCCAGCUCAAGGCCACUGCAGGUCUUAGGACCCCAAGAGCCAAGGGUCCCACUAAGAUCAAGAGCCUUCAACAUCGAAAGAAACAGCCCAGUGAAAGUAUUUCCCACCCGAGCAGGUUGCCAGCUGGGGAGCCGCCGUCAGGCCCUGAGGGGGACGCCCCACUUCCAGCCUCCCAGGAAUCCAUGGCUGCUUCUGUGGAUGGUAGUGAUGACUCCUUUAGCUCUCAAAGUUCCUGCUGUGCGUUUGGAGCUGCCCUAGAGUCUGCAGGUGAAGACAAGGAUGACGAGGAGGAGGUGAGAGCAUCGCAAGCAGCGCUCCGGGCCGCAGACACAGCGGAGGCAGUGAGACGCUACAUCUGCUCCAAGCCGGCCCUGUACAGGAAGGUCCUGACCUACCAGCCUCUCGAGCUGGCUGAGCUGCAGGCUGAGCUGAAGCAGGAUGGCAUUCCUGUGGCCAUGGGCAAGCUGCUGGACAUCCUAGAUGCCCAGUGCGUCACCUUCACAACUGCUGCGGCCCGAAAGGAGAAGCUGCAGCAGAAGAGACGGCAGCCCUUGGGCAGAAAGAAAAAGGACCAGAAAUGACAGGUUUCCUCCUAGAGGCUGCCUGCCCCAGGGCCUGGACACUGGUGCACGUCGGGCCUCCGUGGGUGUCUGUAAGGAUGACAUCGCCAGCGUACGCUCCGGGCUGUGCCGGCUGUCAGUGUCGUCCUGGAUUUAGAGCCAGGUGCUCCUUCCUCCCACCCCCCUCGGUCAGUGCCAGUUUUCCCCCUUUGGCCCAAGCAGGAUCCCCAUCCUGUGUGUUCCUGAGAGGCAGUGGGCGAUCCCAGCUGACCAGGGCAAGACCUGAGUCUUCUUCGCUUACAUUCUGCGUCCACUGCCCCCAAGCACAGCUGUCCAGGUAGCACGUUCUGAGAUGGGUAUUGGGCCCAGCCUGCCUUCUCAGCAUUCAGACUGACCCAGACCCCCAGGGCGGCCUGCACCCUGCAGCACACUGUCACCGUCACCAGCAUUCUUUAAGCAGGACCGUGAAUAGGGCCCAGCACAACUCUGAAGACCCCCAAACAAGCAUGCUGUUUGUGGGCUCCUCCCAUGCCUGUUAAGCCUCCUUGACCCAGGAGCACUGUGGACCUUGGGGAGAGCCAGAAAAAAACAGAAGUUGGGGUUUCCAUAGCCUGUGAAUGUCCUUGUCUGUUUUAAAUACAGUGAAGUUGUUUUAUAUGAGUGCAAUAAAAACAAGGCUUUAUUUAAAAUAAAGGAAUAAGUAAACCUA
Molecule: messenger RNA, 6061 nt
Organism: Peromyscus leucopus (white-footed mouse)
Lineage: Eukaryota; Metazoa; Chordata; Mammalia; Rodentia; Cricetidae
Gene: Slx4
Product: SLX4 structure-specific endonuclease subunit
Exons: 15
Coding region: 1-5373 (1790 amino acids)
Biological process (GO): resolution of meiotic recombination intermediates; interstrand cross-link repair; DNA replication
Cellular component (GO): Slx1-Slx4 complex; nucleus
Molecular function (GO): enzyme binding; DNA binding
Source: RefSeq, a predicted model, not a curated record